AUGGCUUCUCUGGCUAACCCAGGGACAAGGGUUGACUAUUCCCAGGAGACCUCGGCCGGUUCCUGGGACGAGUCCCAUGAGGAGUUCAAGCGAGCCGAGACGGAUGAGUUUGAAUACUUAACAACUUACGCCAAAGAAGACAUUAUUCCAAAGAGCGAGACCGUCACCGUCAGCACCAUCCGUGCUCCCGCCGGAACUGCCCUGCUUCUCUCUUCACUUUCAUGCGUCGAGCCUCACACUGAAGGUUUUGUCAUCACCACGGUCUCGAACCCUCUUGAGACGGAGCCUCCUCUUCUGACCGGCUCGAUCCCGAGCCCAACGAGCCUGUUUCAGCCUGUCAAGACCACCACCGACAACCCCGAGGAGACGGGUCUAGUCAAGAUGGCCACCAGCAACGACAUAUUUGCCAAUCCUAUCGACACCAGCGUUCCCCUCGCCAUGUUUCAGAGGCAGAGAGAUCACCCGUGCCCUCGAAAGGGAAUAACUAAGACGGGUCCCCUUUCGACCAACAAGUUUUACUCCAACUUCUUCCUUGGAGACCAGAAAGGCCCAGUGUAUACCUUCCCUUACUCGCUUGCAUGGUCUGCUGGAGGAGGUCCCGCGGCGAGCUGGGGUAUGGCUAUCUCUCUCAUCGACGCGAGUCAACGAGUAUUUGGCCCGGUUCAGUCUAAUGGCGCCGCGGAAUACUACAUCAACCCCGUCGGUAUCCAAUCUAUGAUCAUCUCCGCCAAAGAGCUGGGCACCAACACAGUCCUGACGAUGGACUCGCUCUCCCCUCACUACGCCAGAGCUAUGCUUAGAAAGGACAGCUCGUCUGCACCCGCCAUCACUUUCCCCAUCGCUCAAGGUAGCGUCUUUACGACUGCCUACUUCAGCGGUGCCACGCCCUUCAUUCAGUCCGGCGUCUACUUCAAGAGUAUGACUCGAGUGGCAAAGGACCCCAAGACCAACGUGCGCAAGUUCAACUUUGUCCUCGAGGACGGCACUACCUGGCGCCUCUAUGCAUACAAGACCAAGGGCGACCCUCUUGACCUGAAGGUUGCCAACAACGGUCUUGCUUCGUCCUCGAAGCCCUUCUACGGCUUAAUUCAGAUUGCCAAGGAUCCCAAGUCGAGCAAGUCGGAGGCCGUUCUUGAUAACGGCUGUGGUAUCUACCCGACUGGCAUGACGAUCAGCGGCUCCGCUGUCGGUGCUAAGGGCACCUACACCUUCACAUGGUCAAAGUCUGGUCAUGCUACCGGAACCUCUGGAUGCAUGGCGGUGGGAGGAACCACGUGGACCAUGGUCGAGCCAUCAAUGCCCGUCAAUAUGAGAUUCGCUCCUUGGCACACAAGCCUGGGCAGUCGAGGAUUGUCCACUAGCGCCCAGAACAUCAUCAAGUCUAUCGCGCAGUUGGAAUUUUCGCAAGACAUGAUGGGCCAGUCUGAUUUGGAGUCGAUGUACUUUGCUGGAAAGGCUUUGGCCAAGUUUGGCUCUAUUGUCUAUGUCAUUAAUACCCUCUUGGGAGACAAGGCUCUCGGACAAGCUGGUCUGGCCCAGCUCAAGAAGGCUUUUGCCAAGUUUGGUUCAAACAAGCAGAAGUACCCUCUUGUCUACAAAACCACUUGGGGUGGAGUUGUCUCAUCCGCGUCGUAUGUCACAGGAGACGCGAACGUUGACUUUGGCAACACUUACUACAACGAUCACCACUUCCACUACGGUUAUCAUAUCCUCACGGCUGCCUUUAUCGGCUCCAUGAAUAGCACAUGGCUUGCCGCGAACAAGGCGUAUGCAGGCUGGCGAUCAAUUCAAUUCCAUCAAUUUCGCCUUCGCGUGGCGUUGCGUUGA
Molecule: messenger RNA, 1827 nt
Organism: Ilyonectria robusta
Lineage: Eukaryota; Fungi; Ascomycota; Sordariomycetes; Hypocreales; Nectriaceae
Product: glycosyl hydrolase family 81-domain-containing protein
Exons: 4
Coding region: 1-1827 (608 amino acids)
Cellular component (GO): cell surface
Molecular function (GO): endo-1,3(4)-beta-glucanase activity; glucan endo-1,3-beta-D-glucosidase activity
Source: RefSeq, a predicted model, not a curated record